AUGGCUGCGGCGAAGAAGAAGAUGAAAGGUGGUCCCUUCUACAUCGUUGAGCAUUUGGAAGAAGGGCUCGGGGAAUGGUGCCGACUGGAGUAUCGCCACAUGGCCUCCUUUGUGCCUCCUGAGCAGUUAAUCUUCCUCAGAUGGCCAGCUGAGCAGGACGUUCACCAGCUGGUCCCUAGUGGGGCCACACCUCCGAAAACCGCCACGCAGCGCCUGGAGCAGUUGGUCCCAGCCGAUGGCUCCUCAGCGACAGAGGACUCAGGUGGCAUUUGCCUUCCUUCUUGGGACCGGAUAUGCCUGCUUGAUAUGGAUGCCGAGGAUGUCCUUCAGCCGGACGAUGUGGCAAAAUUCGAUGCCUUUGUGUUUGGUGGUAUUCUUGGGAAUGUGAUUGAGAAUGACGAUGGUUCUUACGGCAGCGAUGACCGGACAUCGGAAAUCCGCCGGGUGCCCGGAAGAGCAGGGCAUCUGGGACCUAUGCAGAUGACCACGGAUACUGCAGUGCUCGUGUCGCAGAAGGUCCUUGAGCGUGCUUGCCCACUGGCGGAGAUACCGUUUCUGGACUCACCGGAGUUCCAGCGCACUGCCGAGGGCGAAGGACCUGCUGCAUCAGACUCGGUCUGCAUGGAGGUUGGGGAGCCCAGCUGCAUGCAUUCUUGUGAGACUCUGUGUGUUUGUCUGUGUGUGUGUGUGUGCAUGCGCAUGCAUGUUUGA
Symbiodinium sp. CCMP2592 is the source of this 711-nucleotide messenger RNA. The record is from the annotation of a GenBank genome assembly. Lineage: Eukaryota; Dinophyceae; Suessiales; Symbiodiniaceae.